AUGCGAGCUGUGAUGGAUCUGGAAACGGAGAACAGAAUAGCUGCAAUGCUUCUCAGAGAAGCUGCAGAAUUGAGGCGGCAAGCUGAGAAAGAAGACGUCCGUGCUUAUCUUGAGAAACCUACUGUUAGGGCUCGGCCGAACUCACGAUUCCUUACUGCAACUGUUCUUGGAGUACAGCAAGCAGUUCCGGUGAUUGUGAUAGUGGUUUCAGUUGUAAGCUGUAUUCUGGUGUUGAUUGUUGGUGGAGCUAUUGGGGGUUAUAUAUGGAAGCACAGACACAUAGAGAAGAAACGAAGAGGUUCUGAGGAUGUGCAGAAAAUGGUGAAGACCCUGAAUGACAGCAGUUUGAAUUUCAAGUACUCCACUCUUGAAAAGGCCACAGGAUGUUUUGAUGAAGCCAACAAGCUUGGACAGGGAGGGUUUGGCUCAGUUUACAAGGGAGUUUUGGCUGAUGGAAGAGAGAUAGCUGUGAAGAGGCCGGAAGUUCGGUGGCCGGAAUUCCAGCUUCAGAUUGUGAACUUGGGAGUCGAAGCGAGGUUGCAGAAUGUCUCGGGUUUCUGGUUCUUGGGCAUUGGACUCUACAGAUAUCGACGAUUACUGCUUGAUUUCGGUCAAUCGGGAGCUAUGGUGGAAGCAAAAUUAAUACUCGUCGAAGUUCAGAGGACCUUCGAAGAGCUGCACCUCGAAUAUAAGCCCUACCCUGGUGCUAUUGCUACUUUGAACAAGUUGGCAACAAAUGGUGCGAAAAUGGUGAUCAUUCAUAAGCAACUCCUCACGUCGUGCGUCAGUUACUAUGGACAAGAUGAAGGCACUGGGAUUAAGACACAUCUCUCUUUGGCCUUUGCUGGAGUCAUCACUAGUGGAGAGUUGACAUAUCAACACCUGCAAAGGUUGGCCAUAAGUUACGUUUCGAUCCCUUUGGUUGUCAAAGCAAUUGGUUUGGAAUAUGAAUCACGAUCAAUGCGACUUGAUGAUUUGUAA
Messenger RNA from Linum tenue, 981 nucleotides. The record is from the annotation of a GenBank genome assembly. NCBI's taxonomy places the organism in Eukaryota, Viridiplantae, Streptophyta, Magnoliopsida, Malpighiales, Linaceae.